Messenger RNA from Portunus trituberculatus (swimming crab), 2424 nucleotides. It is a transcript of the gene bsk, whose product is annotated as stress-activated protein kinase JNK-like. Gene Ontology annotation, cellular component: nucleus; cytoplasm. NCBI's taxonomy places the organism in Eukaryota, Metazoa, Arthropoda, Malacostraca, Decapoda, Portunidae. Gene Ontology annotation, molecular function: JUN kinase activity; ATP binding. Gene Ontology annotation, biological process: protein phosphorylation; JNK cascade. The record is from RefSeq and is a predicted model, not a curated record.
UCUGCUGUAUGUUGUGAAUGUGAAUCGAAGCUGCAAGAUCAUUCAUUGGAAGCAGUAUAGCAGUAUCAGCAAAGACUACAAUAAUAACAAAUAUGGAAGGGUGUGGAGAUCAGUGAGGGAAGUAAAGCCCUUGUGAGGGAUGGUGAUGAUGGUGUUGAGGGUGAAGGGUGGUGGAGGAGAGUAGUCAGCCAGUGACCCAGUGCUCCACCCUCUUCCCCUCUGCCCUGCCCCUUCCUACUCCACUGUGAGGUUGUUAUGGGUGGCCUGUGGGUGGCAGUCUCAACCUGCCUCCACUGCAGACAUUACUGAGGCAGCCCUGGCUGGCCCAUCAGGUACAGCAAUCAAAUUGGAAGCAGUGAGGAGCCCUGCCAAGCGUGCUUGGAGGAAGGGUGGCAAGACAGGGGAGGACGAGGCAGCCACAGGAGCCUCUGAGCGUGCACUGAGGCACCUUGCUGAUUGGGUUCGGCAACUCAGUGUAACCACAGAAAAAGAAGAAAACAGCGCCAAGCUGCACCCUCGGGUGGACAAGGCUAGCAGCACUAGUAGAAGCAGCACCCCCACCGGCCCUAUGCCUCUCCUGAGCCCAAGGCCCAGUCCUAAGAUGGCCGCUACGCCCAGCAACUCUAACCUCUUCUACACAGUAGAGGUGGGCGACACCCGCUUCACUAUCCUACGCCGCUACACUAACCUCAAGCCCAUCGGCUCUGGGGCCCAAGGCAUUGUCUGUGCUGCAUAUGACUCCGUGACACAACAGAGUGUGGCAAUCAAGAAGCUGUCACGGCCCUUCCAGAAUGUGACUCAUGCCAAGAGGGCCUACAGGGAGUUCAAGCUUAUGAAAUUGGUCAACCACAAGAACGUGAGCACCAGCAGGGAGCAGGGAGGAGCUGGGGGAGCUGGGGAGGAAGAGGGAAGGAGGGAGGAGAGAGCUUACAGGGAAUUCAAGCUCAUGAAGCUGGUCAACCACAAGAAUAUUAUUGGUCUUCUGAAUGCCUUCACACCCCAAAAAUCUCUGGAUGAAUUCCAGGAUGUAUACUUAGUGAUGGAAUUAAUGGAUGCCAACCUAUGCCAGGUGAUUCAGAUGGACCUUGACCAUGAACGUAUGUCUUAUCUUCUCUACCAGAUGCUGUGUGGCAUCAAGCACCUCCAUUCUGCUGGAAUUAUUCACAGGGAUCUCAAGCCCAGCAACAUUGUGGUGAAAUCUGAUUGCACUCUCAAGAUCCUAGACUUCGGACUUGCUCGAACAGCAGGCACUACCUUCAUGAUGACUCCUUAUGUGGUUACCAGAUACUACCGUGCUCCUGAGGUGAUUCUUGGCAUGGGCUAUACAGAAAAUGUGGACAUCUGGUCUGUUGGGUGCAUCAUGGGAGAAAUGAUUCGAGGAGGUGUUCUCUUUCCUGGCACAGAUCAUAUUGACCAGUGGAAUAAGAUUAUAGAGCAACUAGGAACUCCUUCACAAGACUUUAUGUCCAGAUUACAGCCAACUGUUCGCAACUAUGUUGAAAACCGUCCUCGCUACCCUGGCUACUCCUUUGAUCGUCUUUUCCCUGAUGUUCUUUUUCCUGCCGAGUCUACUGAUCACAAUCGCCUAAAAGCAAGCCAAGCUCGUGAUCUCCUGUCUCGCAUGCUGGUGAUUGACCCAGAACGCAGGAUAAGUGUGGAUGAAGCACUCAUGCACCCUUACAUCAAUGUUUGGUACGAUGAGGCUGAGGUCAAUGCUCCUGCACCUGGACCAUAUGACCAUAGUGUGGAUGACCGAGAACACACAGUGGAUCAGUGGAAGGAGUUGAUUUACAAGGAGGUGAUGGACUAUGAAUUGGUGUACAACACCCCAGGAGGUGGGGCAGGGCUGGUGGUGCCCAUGGAACACCUAAUACCCAUGCUCCACCCUCAGCUGCCACCAAUGCUGCUGCAGAUGGGGAUCCUGAUCAUCGUCCUAAUCAUAGAUAGGGCUGCCCUUAGCCCUCCUAACAGCCCAGCACUCUCCGCCCUACCUUAGUCCCUCACCCCAUUCCACAGCUGCUCACUGAUGUGGGAGGAGGCUGAGGCAUGCUACUGGAAAGAACUGUUGGCUCUGGCUUGUUUGGAAAGUUGUUUUUCUUGACUUGGGAACUUGGUUGUUUGACUACUUGUGUUCGCUGAGCCUGGUAGUAGCCCUUGUAUUGUGCUUAAGUGAGAUGGUUUUGAAACCACUUAUCCAAGUCAGAUGGCAUCACCAGCCCAAAUCCAUGCACUUUCAACUGUUUGAAAUUAUCCUUAUACUGGUUGACUGAGGCACGGAUGCAUCUUCAUCAAUUCUUAGUUUCUGCGACCGACAUAUGAUGAAAAGAGUGAAAGUGGAUGUAUGAGAAAGUAAAAACAUAAAACAUCAUGAACAUUCAGAUUCACAUAUGCAAUUUUAGGAUUCUGAAUAAACUGUAGAUAUUU